GAGAGGUGCAUGUGAUGUGAACGGGCGGGUUUCUGAUUGUCACGGAGCGAUAGUUUUGUUUGUUGUUUCCUGAGCUGCGCAUGCGCAUGUGAACCUUCCUUGGCGAGCCGCUGUCCGGAGUUGCCGGUCCAACAUGGAGAGGAAAGUGCUCGCGCUUCAGGCGAGGAAGAAGCGAACCAAGGCGAAAAAAGCCAACAAAAAGCCCGACCCCCACCCAAGGGGAGGCUCCCAGCUGCAGGAUGCUCAGUCCCACGAUGAGGAGAUCCUGGGGUCAGACGACGAGGAGCAGGAGGACCCCAACGACUACUGCAAGGGUGGGUAUCACCACGUGAAGACCGGAGACCUGUUUAACGGGCGGUACCACGUGAUCCGCAAACUGGGCUGGGGACACUUCUCCACCGUGUGGCUCGCCUGGGACAUACAGGGGAAGCGUUUCGUGGCGAUGAAGGUGGUGAAGAGCGCGGAGCACUACACAGAGACGGCGCUGGACGAGAUCAAACUGCUGAGAUCGGUCAGGAACACGGACCCUGGGGACCCCAGCCGGGAGAAGGUGGUCCAGCUGCUCGACGACUUCAAGAUCUCCGGCGUCAACGGAACCCACGUGUGCAUGGUGUUCGAGGUUCUGGGACACCACCUGCUCAAGUGGAUCAUCAAGUCCAACUACCAGGGCCUGCCCCCUCCCUGCGUGAAAAGCAUCAUUCGACAGGUGCUGCAGGGCCUGGACUACCUGCACUCCAGGUGUAAGAUCAUCCACACGGACAUCAAGCCGGAGAACAUCCUGAUGAGUGUGAAUGAGCCCUACAUCAGGAAGCUCGCUGUGGAGGCCACGGAGUGGCAGAGAGCAGGAGGACCACCCCCCUCAGGAUCUGCAGUGAGCACCGCGCCUGUGCCAAAACAAGCGGUGAAGAUGUCCAAGAAUAAGAAGAAGAAGAUGAAGAAGAAGCAGAGGAAGAAGGCAGAGCUCCUGGAGCAGCGGAUUCUGGAGCGCGGGGGCGAGGAGGAGGAGGAGGAGGAAGGAGGGAGCACACCCCCCAGACAGGACCUCCCUCUCCAGGACACAGUGGACGUCUGUGUGGAGAGCUGGGCCCAGGACCCCGCCAUGGAGGUGAACUGUAACGGCUACGCCCUGCCCGGGGAGGAAGACCGCCGCAACGCUACCACCAUCGGCCUGCAGGAGGCACUGCUGCUCAACCAGGCCUACCUGGCCUGCAGCGGCACCGCCCCCGGAGACCCCGACCACAACCACGCCACAGACGCUAAGAUGGCUGCCGGUGGGCUGCUGGUGAAUCCCCUGGAGCCCGUUAACGCUGAGAAGAUCACGGUGAAGAUCGCUGACCUGGGGAACGCCUGCUGGGUGCAUAAGCACUUCACGGACGACAUCCAGACGCGGCAGUACCGCUCCCUGGAGGUGCUGAUGGGGGCGGGGUACGGCACCCCCGCGGACAUCUGGAGCACCGCCUGCAUGGCGUUUGAGCUGGCGACGGGAGACUACCUGUUCGAGCCGCACUCCGGAGAAGAUUACUCCAGGGAUGAAGACCACAUCGCUUUGAUCAUCGAGCUCCUGGGAAAGGUUCCUCGAAAGCUCGUUAUGGCUGGGAAAUAUUCCAAGGAGUUCUUCACCAAGAAAGGUGACCUGAGGCACAUAAGCAGGCUGAAGCCCUGGGGAUUGUUGGAGGUGCUGGUGCAGAAGUAUGAUUGGCCGCAGGAGGAGGCUCAGAUGUUUGCGGACUUCCUGCUGCCCAUGCUGGAGCUGGUCCCCGAGAAACGAGCCACGGCCUCCGAGUGCCUCAGACACGCCUGGAUCGCCUCCUAGUGGAGCCAGCGGGAAUUACAACUCUGCAAAUACACACACACACACACACACACACACAUACAUACACGCACACCCAUACACAUAUACACACACACACACACACACACACAUAUACACACCUGUACACACACACAUACACACACGUAUACACAUACACGUACAUGUACGCACACACACAUACACACUCAUGUACACACACACGUAAACAUACACACACAUAUACACGCACGUACACACACAUACACAUACACACACACGUAUACACAAAUGUACACACACGCAUACACACAAGUAUACACACACAUACACACGCACACUCGCACGCACGCACACACACACACACUCUUACACACACACACACACACACACACACAUACACACACUGUCUGGCGCUGGCAUUGGCACAAACCCAGGAGGAGCUGUCCUGUGCCGUUGCCUAUUUACUCCCAUUUUGUGUUUGUUUGUUGUCUGUCUUUUAUCUUUCAUUUCUGGACUUUACUUGAGUAUCUUGGCUAUUUUUGUCCGGCUUGGGCUGAGGACACCCCCACAAUGCCCCCCUCUCCCCCUCCCCCCCCCAGCAAAUAUCCAGUUUAGUGAGCGCUUUCUGUAUCACCCACUGAAAUGGCUUCUGCUCUUUAAAAUGGCUGCUGGUUUGGAGCUUCAUUUCUCCUGAUGUCGGACUCGCUAACCCCAGUCCUGGCCGUAUCACCUUAGGAAAGCCAGUUUGAGUCCAACUUUUUCUGAAGGACUUGGAUUAUUUUAUCUUUUUUUGAGUAUUUGAAGUCUCCUGUGAGAAUCAGUAUUUUUCAGGUUGUUGGAGUCGUGAAAGAUGGACAGGACUUGGAGCUAAAAACAGGGAGAACACUUUUCUAUGAAGAGGGAUUUCUGCAACGGGACCUGGAAACAGAACUGCUCUAAAUGGACCAAACGCUGCUGCUCUCUGCCUCUCCAACAAUAAAAAAAUCUCUUAUUUUCUCUCUCCAUGUUGUGAGAGAAGUUAUAUCACAUCUUGAAAUCUCUCAGAGGAAUCGGCUGAACAUUUGUGAAGCUGCAAGAUGAUUGUUUUUAGUGCUGCUGCGUUUCAAAAGUUUUUUUCUUUUUUUGUUUCUUCAUGAAAGACAUCUUUAAAGAGCUGCUUUAAAGUAAAAUGCUUUUGUCCCUUAGGAUAGUGUUCUUACAGCUUUUCACACGGCUCAAAGAUAUCACAAGCGCUGACAGACACGGAAGAAAAGGUGUUGAUAAAUAGAGCGAUUUGUGUGCAUAUCUGAACUUGUACCAGUGUUGGCCUUUCUGAAGCCCUGACGCUGGGCUGCUGCAGCUGAGGUGUUGUGGAUGGAUGUCUGUCUGUGUGUCGCUCCCCUGUAGUUCUGCUGCGUUUUAAACGGAUGCUUUUCAUACAACGCUUUCUGCUGCGGACGCACAGACCGGCGUGUGUUGUGAAUGUGAAGAACACGCGUGUUCUUAAUGGAUUCUGAGAGGCCCUCUGUCUCUCUCUCUUUCCCUCUGUCUCUGCCUGUCUCUCUCUCUCUUUCCCUCUGUCUCUUUCUCUUUCCCUCUCCCUCUGUCUCUCUCUUUCCCUCUCCCUCUGUCUCUCUCUUUCCCUCUCCCUCUGUCUCUCUCUCUUUCCCUCUCCCUCUGUCUCUCUCUUUCCCUCUCCCUCUGUCUCUCUCUCUCUUUCCCUCUCCCUCUGUCUCUCUCUCUCUCUUUCCCUCUCCCUCUGUCUCUCUUUCCCUCUCCCUCUGUCUCUCUCUUUCCCUCUCCCUCUGUCUCUCUCUUUCCCUCUCCCUCUGUCUCUCUCUCUUUCCCUCUCCCUCUGUCUCUCUUCUCUUUCUGUCUUUCUCACUCUGUUUCCUCUCUGUCUCUCUCUCACUGUCUUUCUCUGUCAUUCUCUGUCUCACUCUCUUUGUCUCUAUCUCACUAUCCUUUUUCUCUCUCACUCUGUCUCUCAUUCUCGUAAGUCUCUUUCUCUCUCUUUUCUGUCUCCUCAUUUGAUUGUUCACUGCUAAACUAAAAGACAAACUACUUUUUCGCUAGUUGUUAAAAAAAUUAAUAAAAUAAAGAUUUUCAAAAGGGAA
Messenger RNA from Conger conger (European conger), 3888 nucleotides. RefSeq names its product SRSF protein kinase 1b (gene srpk1b). The transcript is spliced from 17 exons. Gene Ontology annotation, molecular function: ATP binding; protein kinase activity. Gene Ontology annotation, biological process: spliceosomal complex assembly; protein phosphorylation; regulation of mRNA processing. The coding region runs from base 134 to 1813 and encodes 559 amino acids. The record is from RefSeq and is a predicted model, not a curated record. NCBI's taxonomy places the organism in Eukaryota, Metazoa, Chordata, Actinopteri, Anguilliformes, Congridae.